Podarcis muralis (Common wall lizard) is the source of this 3349-nucleotide messenger RNA. RefSeq names its product cholinergic receptor nicotinic beta 3 subunit (gene CHRNB3). Gene Ontology annotation, molecular function: transmembrane signaling receptor activity; acetylcholine-gated monoatomic cation-selective channel activity. Gene Ontology annotation, cellular component: postsynaptic membrane. NCBI's taxonomy places the organism in Eukaryota, Metazoa, Chordata, Lepidosauria, Squamata, Lacertidae. Gene Ontology annotation, biological process: monoatomic ion transmembrane transport. The record is from RefSeq and is a predicted model, not a curated record.
CAUUUAUGGAAUUCAAAUCAGGUUCUAAGUUGCUUGGCUCUGUCCUAGGUGUUCUUUGAAUUUAGCUUUCAACAGUACCUUGGUUAUCCUGGAUAAGCAACGAGGCAGAGUUUAGGACCCAGGGAUUAUUCUUAUUUUUGGCUUGCAGCCUGUGACAGCUGACCGAAAAUCAAUGAAGUGUACUUUAAGAAGCUUCGCUGUGGUGCAAGAUAAGGCUCAAAUGCUAUUCUUCCUGUUUCCAGCCUAUUAGCCAUCACAGUUUACAGUAGAAUCACUGUGUCUAAACUCGUAUCUUUGGAUGGAAGUUGUUUGCCUAUGAAAAGCAAGAGAUCCAGCCGCAGAUGUGGUUGCGAGGAUGGGGCUUCCUGCUUUUAUUAUAGUGUCCCUCCUUCUUUGUACUAACAGUUCAGCUUUUACUGUGUUCAGCUCAUUUGCCGAGAAUGAAGAUGCACUUUUGCGGCACUUAUUUCAAGGGUAUCAGAAAUGGAUCAGGCCUGUGAAACAUGCCAAUGAUACCAUAAAGGUGUACUUUGGAUUAAAGAUAUCCCAACUAGUAGAUGUGGAUGAAAAGAAUCAGCUGAUGACAACUAAUGUAUGGCUGAAACAGGAAUGGAUUGACCAAAAAUUGUGCUGGAAUCCGGAGGACUAUGGUGGAAUCACCGCAAUUCGAGUUCCAUCUGAAUCUCUCUGGCUCCCAGAUAUUGUUUUGUUUGAAAAUGCUGAUGGGCGCUUUGAAGGUUCCUUGAUGACAAAAGCAAUAGUCAAAUACAAUGGGAUAGUAGUCUGGACUCCUCCAGCCAGUUAUAAAAGUUCCUGCACUAUGGAUGUCACCUUCUUCCCAUUCGACAGACAGAAUUGUUCGAUGAAAUUCGGAUCGUGGACCUAUGAUGGCAACAUGGUAGACCUAAUUUUAGUCGAUGAAAAUGUGGACAGGACAGAUUUUUUUGAUAACGGAGAAUGGGAAAUCCUAAAUGCCAAGGGGAUGAAGGGAAACCGAAAAGACGGAUUGUAUUCCUAUCCUUUCAUUACCUAUUUUUUUGUUUUAAGACGACUACCAUUAUUUUACACUCUCUUCUUAAUCAUCCCAUGUCUGGGAUUAUCUUUCUUGACCGUGCUUGUUUUCUACUUGCCUUCUGAUGAGGGAGAAAAACUCUCACUGUCCACCUCGGUUUUAGUCUCCCUUACUGUUUUUCUCUUAGUCAUUGAAGAAAUCAUCCCCUCUUCCUCCAAAGUCAUCCCUUUGAUUGGCGAGUACUUGCUGUUCAUCAUGAUUUUUGUCACCUUGUCCAUCAUCGUGACUGUUUUUGUAAUCAACGUGCACCAUCGUUCCUCGGCCACCUACCACCCGAUGGCUCCUUGGGUGAAGAGGCUCUUCCUUCAGAAACUGCCCAGGCUGCUCUGCAUGAAAGGACAUGUAGAUCGCUAUUCAUUCUCUGAUCCCAAAGGGACACAGAAAGAAAAGCCGACAAGGAAGCAUAAACACAAACAAUUCAAAGACGGAGAAAAAGUUGUGAUUGCCUUCCUGGAAAAGGCUGCUGAUUCCAUCAAGUAUAUCUCUGGGCACGUGAAAAAGGAACACUUCAUUAGGCAGGUGGUGCAAGACUGGAAGUUUGUAGCUCAGGUCCUUGACCGUAUCUUCCUAUGGCUAUUUUUGGUGGUGUCUGUGUUGGGCUCUGUUCUUAUAUUUACUCCCGCUUUAAAGGCAUGGUUGCAAAGUGGAAGUAGUAUUGUCUAGAAAUAAGAACAUGGGAAUCUGCGGAAGGAAGGAAGGAAGGAAGGAAGGAAGGAAGGAAGGAACUGAAUAGACUCAGAGUCAACACUGGUGCAUUCUGAACUGGAAACGACACUGCCACUGGUGGCAAUUGGUAUUGUUGAUGAUUGUACCCUCCAAUCAACUUUUAAGGCUGAAUCCUAUGCUCGCUUACCUGAAAGUCCUGUGAACUAAAUUGCAUUUACUUCUGAGUAGAGAACCAUAGGAUGGCACUGUUAGCCUUUCAAAUUGUUGCACAAAUGAAGACAUCCAAUUCUGUAUCUGUAGGUGUUUAUCAGCUAAUACAGAUACAGUCGCCAUUGAAAGAUAAGCCUCUAUGUAUUCAAGCACAUAAGCCAGACAUAUGUAGACCACAAACAUAUUGAUUUUGCAUCAGUUUAAACGAUUGCAAAACCAAAGAAUCCUUUGACUUGUAGUGUGUUGUGUUGAGGAUUAUCUGUGGGGAGUCCCUAACGCUUCUCUGUCCCCAAGCACUUGAAAGACCAGAGAAUGCCCACCAUACCAUUUUGUCAGUGGCAUAGAUGCACCCUAUUUUGAAAGUUUUGUUUUUAUUUUUAAAUCGUGUCCAAUAUUAUUAAUACAGCAAUAUAUCUUUGACACUGGGAAGAUUUUAUAGAUAUCUAUAUGAACUAUAAAAACCAUGUUAGUCCUAAAAGAUCUGCAUCAGUAGACCUUGCAUAAUUUCAUUCAGCCAUAUUCAAACUUGGUUUCAGCACUUAAAUGUACAUAUUCCAUUUUAUGCAAAUUGUAUGCAGAAAGGUGAGGUCUCUGUGUAUUUGUUGCACUAAAUGUGUUUUCAAAGAUAUUGAAUAAUAAUAUAAAGGCAUAGGGCACUUGUGCAUAAGCUUGAUGAAGAGUAAAUAUAAUAAGCACAGAUAUUAUAUAUCUAUAUCUAUAUAUAACAAUUAAUAACUGAGUUUACAUGUAUAUUUAUGCAUACCACUCAAGUGACCUGUCAUUAUGAGUGACAUCUCAUAUCUAUUUUCAGUUUUGAAAGCCAUUCUCAGUUCCUCCUUUUGGUUUGCCCAGGUCUUACAUCUGUUCUUGGUGCCCCUCAAUUUCUGGAAACUUUUGCCACGUUUUAAGCAAUGAAUCAUGCUGGAGAGAGAUAUGAGUAAGACUUGCCAACGAGCCCAGCAAGGGCAUAUGUAUCUCUGUUGCCAUUGGAGACUUGCAGGCCUUUGACUGGUGUUUUUUGUUUUCACACAUGUGGAUUUCCUACCUCUCAGAUGGGGAACAUCUUUCACCCCCAAGAGCCACAUAUAUUCAUGGGGACCCUUAUGGGGGCCACAUACCAGGGGGUGGAUGGGGCCGGGGGGAAAGUAGGCAAAGCAGUGGGUACGACUCUUACAUUCUAACCUUGCAAAAGUCAGGUGCUUUGAUAUUUACCCAAAUCUCAGCCUCCUCCAUCCAGACCAGCAAGAGGCAUUUUCAUAGUUCAAGGCAUAUUCCAGGCAAGCAAGGAGGUCCUAGAGCAGGGAUGCUGAAGAUGUAGCCUGAGGGCCAGAUGGAAGGCUGCAUUUGGCCUGCUGGCCUGAGGUUCCUCAUCUCUGCUGUAUUCAGAUUACAGUGGUACCU